AUGGCCCAUCAGCUCGAUGAGGGCUUCGACUACAAUGAGAUUCGUUCGCUCAUGGUGAAAGAUCUGAGGAUAAUCCCUCAACUAUUCAAGUUACGGAGCAGGCAGCAGCUGGAAGAAUUGAGCCGCACGCCGUAUCUUUGCGGAUGGGCCUUCCAAAGUCUACGCUACGACCGAGCAAACAUAGCAAUGGAUCUCAGGCACUUCCACGAGACAUAUAGGGCCUGCUUCGGAAGAAGAUCGCCCAUAUGCAACCCAGGUCCAACGCAAUGUGACGGUAGUUCAUCGCAUGCCUGCAAGCGAUUCAAAAAUACGGCUGUCACCAAUCAGUUAAUGCACGACCAGAAAUGCGAAGGCGAUUGCCAAAGGCUGUUUUGGUGCAGAGAUUCAUUCGUCAAUGUUUCGGGAGCCAAGGCAGUUGACAUCGUCACGACUGACACUACAACAUUGCGGUACUGCAAAGUCAGCGUGAAAACACUCACAAUAUCUCAUGUGUGGAGCCACGGCCAAGGGGGGAGACCCGAUGAUGGGCAUCCAGAGGGAACGGGCUUCAAUCUGUGUCUCCAUCGCCGUUAUGCCGAACUCGCCACCUUAUUGGGCUGUGAGUCAUAUUGGAUGGACACCCCAUGCAUACCCAGUGAGAAAGACCUGCGAUGGGAGUGCAUAAUGAACAUCACCAGCAUCUUUGCCAUGAGCGAAAAGACCAUCAUCUGUGACCGAGACAUAAUGGCCAUGGACAUCUCUUAUCCCACAGUCCAGGUCUACGAGCGUAUUCUUGCGACGUUGUUAGUCUGUGAUUGGAGCAUAAGAGCCUGGACAUUGCUUGAGUCUAUGCGCGGAAGAAGGGGACUCUACCUGCUCUGUCUCAAUAACAGACAUAUCAGCGUGUGUGAGCUUCUAAAAUCAGUAGUCGACAACGGAAGGAUUGACCUAACCUCUUUGUUCCUCGCCAGAGGCUAUCUUUUCCCGCCAGUCGACUUGGGCGACUUUGAACUCUUCCCUGGCCGCGUUGUCGAAGACCCUGCAGGUCGCCAGGUACAAAAGGGUUUCGUGAACAUAGGCGAAGCUGCGGCGUUGUUGAGCCACCGACACGCCACGCGGGACGCAGACGACCUCCUGAUCUGGAGCCUGCUCAUCGGGGAUCUAGAGGACGAAAGCCCAGUCGAGAUGUGGAAACGGCAGGUCGACAAAGUGAUUGCGACCGGCUUCUUGGUGUCAAGCGCACAAAGAAUACAAGGCCACCCGGGACUCGGCUGGGCUCCAUGCCAACCUACCGCUUCGCGACGAGCCAGUGACACCAGCCUCAGCCCCAAGACAUAUCCUGCCUAUGACGGCGUUGAGACUCAGCGAGGCACCAUCACCGCCCAUGGAUUGCGCGCCAAAUGGCUCGUGCACGAGUUCCCUGUCGUUGCGUCUUCGACGGCCGCAGAAAAAGGGACGAAGGAGCUGCAAAUCUCCAGUCUUCAAGAGCCAAUUUCACGGAUCACCUCCCGCUAUCUUCUCGGAUACACACGUGGUGCUCUGCUACAGGCUUUGCCUCGCAGAGGAGACCUACAACGAAACAUCCCUGUACCAUAUCGAGGGUCAACCGCUCCUGUGAUGGUGAUCUGCGGAUCGGUGGAUGGAGCCAAGUGGGAGUGGAAAGACAUCUAUGAAUGGGAGACGAGUGAUCCGGUACCACACUUUGACAUGAGAGAGAUCCUGCUUGUUUGA
Molecule: messenger RNA, 1710 nt
Organism: Endocarpon pusillum Z07020
Lineage: Eukaryota; Fungi; Ascomycota; Eurotiomycetes; Verrucariales; Verrucariaceae
Exons: 1
Coding region: 1-1710 (569 amino acids)
Source: RefSeq, a predicted model, not a curated record